This is a messenger RNA of Hirsutella rhossiliensis, 1047 nucleotides long. Its product is annotated as polyprenyl synthetase domain-containing protein. Gene Ontology annotation, biological process: isoprenoid biosynthetic process. NCBI's taxonomy places the organism in Eukaryota, Fungi, Ascomycota, Sordariomycetes, Hypocreales, Ophiocordycipitaceae. The transcript is spliced from 2 exons. The coding region runs from base 1 to 1047 and encodes 348 amino acids. Gene Ontology annotation, molecular function: prenyltransferase activity. The record is from RefSeq and is a predicted model, not a curated record.
AUGCCGCCUCCUUUCUUGAAGAUGAUGGACGUCAUCAAGGACCGCAUCGGUAUCAGCGAUGUUGCCACGCUGUUCGUCGCCUUCUCCAUAGGCUUCCUGGCCAAAGGCUCGGCCAAGCUGAAGCCUGCUUCGACCCAGCCUGUCGAGCAGUUUGGAUACUGCAAAGAGCUGCCCGCCAAGCGAAGCAAGCCAGAGGACACUGAAUGUCCUUACGAAUACCUCGUCAAGCUUUAUGGAAAACAUCAUUUCGAGCCCUUUGUCAGGGAGUUUCGGCCUGCACUGGAAAAGGAAGACCCGGUCAAGUACACGCUGAUUCUUGACAUCAUGGACGCGGUUCAUUUCGCUUUGAUUUUGGUCGACGACAUUUCCGACAACAGCCGUCAGCGCAAGAAUCAACCCACGGCCCAUCUGAUCUAUGGGGCCAGCGAAACGGCAAACAGGGCUUAUCUGGUGCUGACGACAGUCAUCAAUCGCGCUCUACGUGAGCGUCCAGUUCUCGGGGUCGAGCUCAUGAAAGCCUUGGAGAACAUCCUCCAGGGCCAAGACAUGUCUCUCGUCUGGCGCCGGGAUGGGUUGGAGUCCUUUCAAUACCAAGGCGAUGAACGGAUUAGGGCUUACAAGAACAUGGCCCUGCUGAAAACGGGCACUCUAUUCAUACUCUUGGGGAGGUUAUUGAAUGAUGGCGGGGAGGAGCUGGAUGAUCUGAUGACGCGAUUCGGAUGGUACGCACAGCUCCAGAACGAUUGCAAGAACAUCUAUUCGACCGAGUAUGUGACCAGUAAAGGUGCCGUGGCAGAGGACGUGCGGAAUGGAGAGUUAUCAUUUCCCAUUGUCGUGGCACUCAACGAAGAAGACUGCGGACCAAUCAUGCAGAGGGCACUUGAAAGCCACACCGAAAAGGACAUCGAGGCAGCCUUGGACGCCUUGCAGACGGAGCGGGUGAGGGAAGCUUGUUUGAAAGCACUCAAAGAAGCAGGUCGUGGAUUAGACAAGUUUGUCGGACUCUGGGGACGGCGUGAACAGAUGCAGACAGGCUCCUUGGGUUGA